CGGCGGCCAACGCGGUGGCCGGCGGCAUAGCAGACCGACCGUCAGCCGUCCGCCGGUCAAAUCGUCGCCGCGUUUACCCAAAACAGCCGAUGGCCGCGACCACGCCGUCCACAAAAGCCGAAGCUCCGCCGAAAGACGUCGCCCGCCUGCCGCCCGAUAACAGCGUUGUAAAGACGGCCGCGGCGACGGUGACCACGCGUCCACGGUGUCGCCAGCAGUCGUUAACCACAGCGUCCGGUUCUUCGCCGUCGUCGACCGCGGCACCGGCGUUGGCCGCGUCCGCGACGGCAACGAUAACGACGGCGACGGCUACGACGGCACCGUCGGUCGCUCCGAUCACGGCGUCUACCUCGGCCACGGCCAUAGCGACCACGCACGCGGCCAACGCUAUCGCUUCGACCGUGGUCGACGGCGGCCGAUCGUCACGGCCGUGCCCCUCCGGCAGCCAUUGCCGCAAACACCUGCCACUUGUCCGUCCAGACCUGCUGCCUGACUCCGAAACCGCCGCCGACGCGACCACGCGAUCCACCGGCCGCCUCCGGCCGCCUCGGCCGCAGCCAGCCACCUCGGCCGCAGCCAGCCGCCGACGCCGUCAUCGUGGUGGACGGCGAUCCGUCCGCGGAAGCCGCGACCACGCGACAAUCCGUCGCCGUCACGAUGACGACUACGCCGCCGCUGUCGUACGAGUUGCAAGAGAUCGUAGUGGAACCGGAAAUUGA
Molecule: messenger RNA, 719 nt
Organism: Melanaphis sacchari
Lineage: Eukaryota; Metazoa; Arthropoda; Insecta; Hemiptera; Aphididae
Product: mucin-5AC-like
Exons: 1
Coding region: 90-719 (209 amino acids)
Source: RefSeq, a predicted model, not a curated record